UCUGGCUCGACGCGCUCAGUGGCGCUCCGACCCGCGCUUGAGACACCCGCCAUGUCUCGCUAAUGACUCAUAUACCAACCUUAUCCAACUGACAAAUUCUCCUGACAACUUGUGCCUAUUCCCCUACUCUGUGACCCCGUGACAGCUGUCAAGUGCUCGAUAUGUGGCUGUGGAUCACCCUCCUGUCCAGCGCUCUGCUGGCCCAAGCGCAGAACACAGAGAGCAAUGAGUUCACUCCGGCAGUGGCGGCGACAUGCAAGGGCAACAUUAUGUCCAUCAAGAUCAACUUCAACCAGGGAUUCAACGGCAUCGCACACGCUAGGGAGUUCAGGACUCCGGCGUGUAUGACGCAGGGUAACGGCACGGAGACACUGAGCUUCGAUAUCAACCUGAUGGCUGCACAAGGGGCCCCAGACUACUGCGGAGUCUUUUGGAACAAUCGCACUGAUGAAAGAUCUCUGCCGCUGGCGGUGCGCGUGCACAGGACUCUCGAGUUGGCAGAUGACAAGUUCUACGUCAUAACAUGCGGGAAGGCUGGGUUUAGGAACGCCAGAAACGAAACCUCUCUCGUCUCCCUACGAAUGUUAAACGAAGAUGGCAAGAAAGUAAUGAAUGCUGCUUUCGGCAUGCCCUACACACUGAGAGCUGAAAUUAGCAAGUCCGAUGGUUCAUACGGAAUUAAACUAAAGAACUGCUUCGCAUUCAACAUGCGAAAUAAUACUGUCGAACUCACCGAUAGCAAAGGAUGUCCAGUAAAGCAACAAUCGGUCACGGUGAAGAACGAAAACGGAGCUGCAGAACUCCUGAUUGCAUCCAUGUUCCGCUUCCCAGACUCCUCGCAAGUCAACUUCCAGUGUGAAAUUGGUAUUUGCAAAGGUAGCUGCAUAGCCCCGGAUUGUGCAGAAGAUGGCCGCCCUGAAACCAGCGGUGACGAGGAAGGCACCGUCACUGCUUCCACUGGCAUUUUUGUUCUCGAUCCUAAUGAUAGCGCAGUGGUAGCGAUGCAAUGUGCAGAAGGUGGCGUGCGGCCAAUCUGGUUGCUGUACCUGGCCAUCGCGCUCGGAGUCAUGUUCCUCGUGAUGUUGCUCGUCAACUGUUUCCUUUGUACUGCCAUGACUUGCUCCUGUGCCAGAACUGAUGUGAUUGAGAAGGAUCCAUCUGUGGUGGAAGACUACGAUCCUUACCGUAGUUGGCACGGCAGUCAAUACGGAGGAAGAUACCCAUCAUCUACCAUCCAUUCGGCCAGGUCAGUGUCAGACAACAGUGAUCACUACGCGAUAGUACAGUCUAGACCCGGCAGUCGACAUUCUGGCAUGCAUAGAAAUAGACAUUAAACAUUAGACACGCGCAGUAUUUAAGUCGUAUGACUUGGCAAAACGGAGUAGAAAUCGGUCAUCUUAUUAUGUGACUAUGUUUAUUAUCGCUGGCAUUCUUAUUUUAAAUCUAUAUAUUUUUUUUCACAAUCUCUACUCUCUUUUUGCCAGUGUUCGUAUGCAGAUGAGCAUUUUAAAUAGCGACUUUUUGAAGAACAAAGGACACGACAACACUGUCCUCAAGGUAGCGUAAAAGCGAUGAUUUUGUAAAUAGGUAACUAGGGUCCAUAAAAGUAUGUUAGUUGAAUGUCUAACCUUAAUUAUCAUCAAGUUUCUAUAAAGACUGGCAUUUCAAAGACACGCAUUACUUGGUCAGCUUUGCAGAAACUUGCUGCUAAUUACAAAGGCUUUAAUGUUUCUUUUUGUGUACAUUUACUACAUUAUAACCGAAUGGUGCUUUGAAUAAGGCAUUAGAUAAUUAAGUAACAGUAAUAGAUGUAGCUUAAUGUUACCUUUGAUAGGAUAUGGAUGUCUUCAAAUGAAUUAUACUUGUGCCAUUUUGUAUGUCAUGUUAUGUACCUUUAGGCCAUAUCGCCUUUCUAGAUAUUAAUAUUUAUCGAUACUUCAAUACCUGAUCAAUGCAACGAAUCCGUCCACAUUGUAAAUUAUUUUCGAUAAGAUUAUAUAAUUCGGUAAAAAGGUAUAUAAUAAGUUUGUGCGUGUAGAAUUGGUUAUUAUGUGCUAUGAACAAAACUCGUACAAAAAUCUAAAAGAACACAUAUUUAUAAUGUUUUUACCAGCUAAAAUUACUUAUAGAAGUUAGAUUUAGUUAGAACAAGUUUUAUUACGUAAGCUAAUGAAAAUACCACAUCAUCACUGUGAAUUAUUAGUAAUGUAAAGUACUUAACUGUCCUAUUGUCUUACCUGUCCUAGCUUCUAUAGUAUAGGCAUAAUAUUUGUAGAAAUCCGUCAACUGUGAAGAAUAAUGCUUACUUACAUAAUACUAGUAAUGUAUAACAGUAAGUAACUACGUAAAUACAAGUAUAAUUAUUAUGUACGGAAGGAAAUGAUAAGCAAGGCAUCCGUUGCAAUUUAUCAUUUCAGAAUUGCAAUUAAAAAUAAAAUGCAUAUGCACAUUGUAACAACGAUACUUACUACACCAAUUAUGACUUUGCGUUUUUGUUAGCAACUUAGCAUUUUAAUGUAAUGUAAUUAUAUAAGGAUAGCUUAUUUAUCGUUUUGACGAACUUUUUAAUAAGCGCUCAAAUAUAAGUAAGUCUUCCUCAAAUUGUACAGUACGAAUAAUCAGUCAUAGCAAAAUAAUCGUAAUAGACACUUUUAAACAAGUAGGAAGUAUAAAUUUAUUCCUAACUUAUUUUAUAAGACAGAUUUAUGACUGUGAAUUAAUAAAAAGUAACACAAUUA
Messenger RNA from Pectinophora gossypiella (pink bollworm), 2738 nucleotides. RefSeq lists its product as uncharacterized. Lineage: Eukaryota; Metazoa; Arthropoda; Insecta; Lepidoptera; Gelechiidae. Bases 162 to 1334 code for a protein of 390 amino acids. The record is from RefSeq and is a predicted model, not a curated record. The transcript is spliced from 11 exons.